Messenger RNA from Solanum verrucosum, 1520 nucleotides. Its product is annotated as transcription factor MYB16-like. The transcript has 3 exons. The coding region runs from base 73 to 1326 and encodes 417 amino acids. NCBI's taxonomy places the organism in Eukaryota, Viridiplantae, Streptophyta, Magnoliopsida, Solanales, Solanaceae. The record is from RefSeq and is a predicted model, not a curated record.
AGGUACCACAACUCCUACAAAUUAAAUUACUUGUUCAUUAUUUUCUUCUCUAGACUAGUCGUCAUUUCUUCGAUGGGUCGAUCUCCGUGUUGUGAUAAAGUUGGCCUGAAAAAAGGACCUUGGACACCUGAAGAAGAUCAAAAACUCUUAGCUUAUAUCGAAGAACAUGGUCAUGGUAGCUGGCGCGCAUUACCUGCCAAAGCUGGACUUCAAAGAUGUGGUAAGAGUUGCAGGCUCAGGUGGACUAAUUACCUUAGGCCUGAUAUCAAGAGAGGAAAAUUCACUUUACAAGAAGAACAAACCAUCAUUCAACUUCAUGCUCUCUUAGGGAAUAGGUGGUCGGCCAUAGCCACUCAUUUACCUAAACGAACAGAUAACGAAAUCAAGAAUUAUUGGAAUACUCAUCUUAAGAAACGGCUAGUGAAAAUGGGGAUCGACCCGGUAACCCACAAGCCAAAGAACGAUGCCUUGUUGUCCAAUGACGGUCAGUCUAAGAACGCGGCUAACCUUAGCCACAUGGCUCAGUGGGAAAGUGCCCGGCUUGAAGCCGAAGCUAGACUCGCUAGACAAUCUAAACUCCGUUCCAAUAGUUUCCAAAAUUCACUCGCUUCUCAAGAAUUUACCGCUCCUUCACCUUCUAGUCCUCUUAGCAAACCCGUUAUGGGCCCAGCACGUUGUCUCAACGUGUUGAAAGCCUGGAACGGUGUUUGGACCAAACCAAUAAAUGAAGGUUCCAUCGCGAGUGCUAGUGCUGGUAUUUCAGUCACUGGAGCACUCGCGAGGGAUUUGGAAUCUCCUACGUCUACACUAGGCUAUUUUGAAAAUGCGCAACAUAUUUCAUCAUCAGGAAUUGGAGCAAGUUCGAAUACAGUUUUAUAUGAAUUUGUUGGAAAUUCAUCAGGUUCUAGUGAAGGUGGAAUUAUGAAUAAUGAGGAAAGUGAAGAAGAUUGGAAGGAAUUUGGAAACUCAUCAACUGGACAUUUGCCUCAAUACAAUAAAGAUGUUAUUAAUGAAAAUUCAAUUUCAUUCACAUCAGGACUACAAGAUUUAACUCUACCAAUGGACACAACAUGGACAGCAGAGUCGUUAAGGUCAAAUACAGAGCAAAUUUCCCCUGCCAAUUUUGUGGAGACAUUUACAGAUCUAUUGCUUAGCAAUUCCGGCGAUGGCGAUUUAUCGGAAGGCGGUGGCACGGAAUCCGAUAACGGAGGGGAAGGUAGUGGCAGUGGAAAUGCAAGUGAGAACUGUGAAGAUAACAAGAAUUACUGGAAUAGUAUUUUUAACUUAGUGAAUAAUCCUUCUCCGUCUGAUUCAGCUAUGUUCUAAUUAGAUUAGUUUUUUUAAAUUUUACUAGUGAUUUUGAGUUAAUAAUUUCUUAAUUAUUGUGUUCAUGUGUGUGUGUGUGUGUGUGUGUUACAGCAAAUGACUAGUGUGGUGUGAAAUUUACAAGUGUGGAGAAAAAAACACCAUGUGUAGAUUUGACUAUUUAUCUUCUUUGACCUCAUGUUCAUUGUCUUCAU